Messenger RNA from Ilyonectria robusta, 843 nucleotides. RefSeq lists its product as uncharacterized. The transcript has a single exon. The record is from RefSeq and is a predicted model, not a curated record. Lineage: Eukaryota; Fungi; Ascomycota; Sordariomycetes; Hypocreales; Nectriaceae. The coding region runs from base 1 to 843 and encodes 280 amino acids.
AUGGCAGCUCCGCACGACUACGAGUUCAUCUGGACUCUGCAAUCAUCACACCGCUUGACCCCACGCGUUAGCCUCCACACCUUUGCAAGGUCCGGCCAGCUGGGACGCAACACCAACAUUCGCCCUUCGGGAAAGGUCUCCCUGCAGUUCCCCCCGGAUCUCGACCCCAUUGCAGGCUCCCAUAGUCUCGGUGAAGAGGACCGUCGCUUGGACUUUACUCCGUGCCGCUUUGAGCACGACGCAUCUGGAAACUUGUGCUCUUUUGCUUUUCUGGCGAGCAAUGGCAGGGUCGCCGGGUUGAUAGGUCUUCCCCGGCCGCAAGGACAGCUUACCGCGCGCCUUGUUGAUGUCGGCAAUGGGUUUCCUGAUGACGUUCUGGCGUUGAACGAUGUAAAGGUGUACGUUGCUGGUGGUACCGGUAUUGCUUGCUUCUUAUCUCUCGUGUCUGGACGCAGCCGGCAAGAUACAAGUCAAGGGAUGAAGUCCACGCUCAUCUGCAGUAUCCGCGGCGACGACUUCCAAAUUAUCGACUUCUUCCUUGAGAAGCAGAUUCUGAACCCCCACGAUUGGUCUUGCGUCCGACUGUUCAUAACGUCUGGAGACGAUGUUGAUGGGUUGACUGCUGGGAAACCUGCACAUUGGUGGCAAGCGCAUUUCGGGAGCCUGCGACAACAGUUCCCAGGACCACUUGAGUUUUGCCUGGGAAGAAUGUCACAGAAAGACUUAGACCCGUUUCUGACCGAGGCGUUUACGAAUGUCUUGUUCUGUGGAAGCAAGUCCCUGGAGUGGCAGAUUAAAAUGUGGUCGCUUGGCAGAGCCGCAGUGCAUUGCACUGAAAGAUGA